Messenger RNA from Eimeria necatrix, 384 nucleotides. RefSeq lists its product as hypothetical. The coding region runs from base 1 to 384 and encodes 127 amino acids. NCBI's taxonomy places the organism in Eukaryota, Apicomplexa, Conoidasida, Eucoccidiorida, Eimeriidae. The record is from RefSeq and is a predicted model, not a curated record. The transcript has a single exon.
AUGGAGUUGAGUAGUUCGAGGAACUGGAAAGUCUUUGCUUUGGCGAAAAGAAUAAUAAGCCGGCUGCAGCAGCAGCAGCAGCAGCAGCAGCAGCAGCAGCAGCAGCAGCAGCGGCGGCGAGAGCACACGCAGCAGCCCGUGCCGCAGCCGUUAGCAGCAGCAGCAGCAACGACGAGAGAGUGCACGCAGCAGCAGCAGCACACCCAGCCAAGAGCAGCAGCAGCAGCAGCAGCAGCAGCAAAGGCAAGAUGCGGCAGCAGCAGCAGCAGCAGCAAAAGCGCCAGCAGCAGCAGCAGCAAAGGCAAGAUGCAGCAGCAGCAGCAGCAAGAGCGCCAGCAGCAGCAGCAGCAGCAAAAGCAGCCAUCAGCAGCAGCAGCAAACUGA